This is a messenger RNA of Siniperca chuatsi (mandarin fish), 3635 nucleotides long. It is a transcript of the gene pou3f2a, whose product is annotated as POU class 3 homeobox 2a. The coding region runs from base 452 to 1831 and encodes 459 amino acids. The transcript has a single exon. NCBI's taxonomy places the organism in Eukaryota, Metazoa, Chordata, Actinopteri, Centrarchiformes, Sinipercidae. Gene Ontology annotation, molecular function: DNA-binding transcription factor activity, RNA polymerase II-specific; RNA polymerase II cis-regulatory region sequence-specific DNA binding. Gene Ontology annotation, biological process: regulation of transcription by RNA polymerase II; brain development. Gene Ontology annotation, cellular component: nucleus. The record is from RefSeq and is a predicted model, not a curated record.
CAGAGAGGCAGCUGGAAGUUUCUCCUUACGAACACUGAUUACUGCUGCAUGGCGCAAAAUAUCCCAAAUACUCUACUUCAAAUGCAUGAAGACUGGAUUAAAUUAAGGUUAGGUAGUUUUGGCUAUUUGUAUACUAAAAGUUAUAUUCUUGAGCGCGCAUAGAUGUGGUCACUACACCAAUUAAUGUGCAAAUUCUCUGUAUCUUAUGCAACUUUUACGCACCGUUUUGACGCACGGAACCAAUACAUAUGACACACUGACCCAGAUCAAUGUUAAUAAAGUACUGUCAACAUAGAGAAAACAGUUUCUUUUUCUUAUAGUCGAGCUUGUCUUUUCUGUGUUUACACUCGGCAGCCCAAUUUCUCCCUCCACUUUGUACUCUAGCAUGCUGCAGGACUGCUAGUAUUGUUGGGCAGCGUGAUUGGGGUUUUUGUACAAUCUCCCGUGACCAAUGAGCGGGGUGCUGUCAGGGGUAACCACAUCUGUCAACCGUUCUUGGCCAAUAAAGAGCGGAGCGAGGCGGACCACAGGUGCGCGCCUCUGCGUCCCCUUGGCACAGCGCCCGGGAGAUGCUGGAGAGAGACGCCUAGCUGCCCCGUGGCGCAAAAGAGUUACUGUCAAAGGCAGCCUCCUUUUAACUCCAGCUAUCACUCUGGCUCCGAUAGUUAUGGCGACCGCAACGUCCAACCACUACAGCGUCCUCACCACCCCCAGCAGCGCGCCGCCGCCGCACUCGGAGUCCGGGAGCAUGCAGCAGGCGGCAGCGUACAGGGACGCGCACACCCUGCUCCAGAACGACUAUAGCACGUUACCGGGCGGUGGACAUCCGCUCAGCCACGCGCACCAGUGGAUAACGGCGCUUUCUCACGGUGACGGCGGGGCGCCCUGGCCAUCUAGUCCCCUCGGAGAACAGGACGUGAAGCCCGUACUGCACGACAGUGACCGAGAGGAGCUGCAAAACUCCAGCAGUCUGCAGCAACAGCAGCAACAGCGACACCCUCACCUAGCGCACCAGCAGGCGCAUCACGACGCCAGAGCAUGGCGAACCAGCACAGCCACCACGCACAUCCCCGGUAUGGCGACAUCUGAGGGCCAGAGCCUGGUGUAUUCCCAGUCCGGCUUCGGUCUGAUGCCGGGGGGAGAGCAAGGGGGGAUGCACCACCACCCCCUGCGGGAUGAGGACCACCACAGCCACAGCCCACACCUCAGUGAACACGGAGGCGGCCCUGGGGCCCACCAGCAGUCUCUCUCACACCAUCACCAGCACGGGGGCCAUCAGGACCAGUCAGACGAGGACACACCGACCUCCGACGAGUUGGAGCAGUUUGCCAAGCAGUUCAAACAGCGGCGUAUCAAGCUGGGCUUCACCCAGGCGGAUGUGGGACUAGCUCUUGGGACGCUGUAUGGAAACGUCUUUUCUCAGACCACCAUUUGCAGGUUCGAGGCUCUUCAACUCAGCUUCAAAAACAUGUGUAAACUCAAGCCCUUGUUGAACAAGUGGCUGGAGGAGGCGGACUCCACCUCGGGGAGCCCCACUAGCCUGGAUAAAAUCGCGGCACAGGGAAGGAAAAGGAAAAAGAGGACCUCCAUCGAGGUGGGCGUCAAAGGGGCUCUGGAGAGCCAUUUUCUCAAAUGUCCAAAACCAGGAGCAGCGGAGAUCAACUCCCUAGCGGACAGCCUGCAGCUGGAGAAGGAGGUGGUGAGGGUUUGGUUUUGUAACAGGCGGCAGAAGGAGAAGAGGAUGACACCCGUUGGGGGACAGAUACCAGGAGGAGAGGACAUGUACGGGGACACCCCUCCUCAUCACGGAGGACAGACUCCUGUGCAGUGACCCCAGUCCGUCAUCCUGAGCAAAACACGAACCCCUUAAGGAGGAAUAAUGCCUCCUCAUAUGUUUGAUUCUCUGUGCUGGACCGCUCGGAACUGGACCUCAGCCAGUCUAAAUGUUGGACCCACGGACACACACAGUGGGGAUAUACAGUGGCACUCAAGCACUAAAAAUACGCAUAAUAAAGAGCUGGAUGGGGAGGUUUCAUGUCGCGGAACUGCCAAGCAUAUUGGGAUACGGCUGGUGUGUGCUAACCAAAAAAAACCCCAGCGACAUUGAUAAGAAAUGCUUUUCUAUACCUUCUACCGAGGCGCCAAUGUGUCAUUAUGUAAUGUGUCAUUAAAGAAAGGCAGAGUGUGAUGUGGACACGAGGUGUCCGCAGGGGGAAAAAUAUAAAAACAAGCUUCGGGCUCGAUGAGAAGUCGCAGUCAGUGUGGGUAAAUAAACGCCAUCUUUCCAUCAUAACAAAAGCAACAGGGGUUCUUCGCAGCUUGUGGCAAGAGAGGGCUGAAAUGGCAGACACCUGCUGUACAAUGUUAAAAAAUCAAGCCAAUACCAGCCAACUGCUUUUAUUAUUAUUAUUAUUAUUAUUAUUAUUAUUAUUAUUAUUAUUAUUAUUAUUAUACAAUUCUGAUGAUUAAUCUAAAUUUAAUGUAUUAUUUAGUAUUGAUUGUAGUGUCAGCUGCAUCCAUCAUUUAUUUAAAUUUUAAUUUCCCUCCCUUGCUUUAAAAUGUCGGAAUUUAGUUCGUAAUGAACAGCUAAAUAAUAAUAAUAUUAAUAAUAAUAAUAAUAAUGUUUCCAUAGAGACUGAGUAUUGGUUCACUCUAAUGCUUUUCUUUCUGUGCAGACAUCUCUGUGCGCCUGUUUACAGUGUGUUUUUGCUGUUUGUUAUUUCUGUACUUUUCCAAAAUGCUGUGAUGAGAAAGACCGAGACUGUCCGGCUGGAACACUCAAAGCAAUCCAGCCCCUUUUGCCUUCCUUUCCUAAGAAGAAGAAAAAAAAAACAACUAUAAAAAACUGAAUAUAUCCUACCAGCUCUGGCCGCAGUGGCUCUACUACUACUGUGUGACUCAUUCAUUCACCGAGAAGACUAUUUGUGGGAUGUAUCUCAAUUCGUUUUUGUAUGGCUCCGUUUGUUUGUAUGUUUGUUUGUUUGUUUGUUCAGUUUUUCUCUGUCGGUCUGUGCCAAAGCACAAACACAGACACGCGCUCUUGUGCCACUUAAAUCCUGUGAUUAAUAACCUGAUAUGAUGGUGGAAGGUUACUGAGGGAAAUCCACGACGACUAGUUGGAGAUUCAUUCUCUGACUAAAAUCUAAAGAAAUUAUAGAAAUUCAGAAACUCAAAUCCAACUGAAGGAUGUAGAUGAGUGGAGAGAAAAUAUAAUAUUUGAAUAGAUCCAUAAUAUGAAUUUUAGGCAUUUUCCAUGAGACGUUUUGCAUUUCAAAAACUUUCUGAAUGUAUUAGGCCCAGUUAACAAUGUCACACUAUAAUGAAACGCUGCCCUUUUUUUAUUCUUUAAAUCAGUAAAAAUUGAGCAUAGCAAUAUUGUAGGUAAUGUUCUGGGUAUUUUCCUUAUUUAAGGGUUUAUUACAUAAUAAAUAAGUCCCAAUGUUUCUGUAAUUCUGACUCCAUCACAAGUAAUCCUUCAGCUGAAUUUGAGUUUUUGAGGUGGAAAAAAAAUCUACAAAACCAAAACAAAAUUGCAUUGACCUGAAAUCUGUGAUCAAACGAAGAGGGAAAAGAAAUCAACGAUUGCACAAUUUCUAUAUUGCUUUUUGUCAUUAAAUCGUAUUUGUUUUCUACAA